Drosophila obscura is the source of this 1392-nucleotide messenger RNA. RefSeq names its product E3 ubiquitin-protein ligase KCMF1-like. NCBI's taxonomy places the organism in Eukaryota, Metazoa, Arthropoda, Insecta, Diptera, Drosophilidae. The transcript has 2 exons. Bases 267 to 971 code for a protein of 234 amino acids. Gene Ontology annotation, biological process: synaptic signaling. Gene Ontology annotation, molecular function: zinc ion binding. The record is from RefSeq and is a predicted model, not a curated record. Gene Ontology annotation, cellular component: plasma membrane.
UGUUUUUUUUUUUAGUUGCCAGUUGCCGACCCGUUGUCGGCUUCCAAUAGAAAUCUUUUGUUUUGCAAACCAAAGCAAGCCAUCCAGCCACUGAAAUCUGAUAGUUUGGCCCGUCAGUAGGCAACACCCAAGCCCCGCACAGUAUUUAGUGAAAAAGUGAAUCGGGCACUGAAACUAUUUGCAAUUUUAGGCAUUGGCAAUUGCUCGCAGGCCAGCCGCUGGUCGAGAACGUUCUGAGAGUCCCCAAAAGAGUGUAAAGGUGCAAAAUGCCGACCCACUGGGCCAUAAACUGCGAUGGCUGCAACACUGGCAGCAUCAGUCGCUACCGCUACAAGUGCCUCAGGUGCGCAGACUACGAUCUGUGUCAGGCCUGUUUCGAGGCCAAGGCGGUGACUCUGCAGCACCAGUCGGGGCAUCCAAUGCAGUGCCUGCUGGACGACGAGGCCAAGAUGCUGCACUUUGCCGGGGAGCCAAUGCCCGUGCUGAGCGCCGACAGCUUCACUUGCCCCGUCUGCGGCGCCAUGGGCCACUCGGACGUCGAACUGGCAAAGCAUGUGGACGACGAGCACCGCGACGAUCGCAGCCUGGUCAUCUGUCCGCUGUGCGUGGCCGUGCCCGAGGCUCAUCCCGAACGCUUGAAUAUUUGGAAGCACGUUCGCGCUCGCCAUCUUGCUGCGCCAAGCAUUCUGCGCGGCUCUGUGCUGGAUAAUGCUGUACGCCACGAACGGGAGCCGUCUGAGAACGGCACCGAGGAGUCGGACAUCGAAAUCUCCUGGCCGCCGCGCCACCAACACAUGAUCGAUCCCAUGUCGCCGAACGCACCGUUCAACUUUGUCUAUUCAGAGGUGGUGGGUCCGCGCUCCUCAUCACCGGGACCGGGACCGGCCCCGGCACCGGAGCGCCAGCAGGUGCGCUUCUCCAUCGCUCGCGAGAGGCCAGCGAUGCCCGAUGGCAGCGAUGGGAAUCCCUAAAAAGGCAAAUCACUUGCGCUUACGUAUACACUUUUUUUUUUGUUUUUGAUGGAGAGAGAGUUGCACAGACACUGCAUACACACGUGCAUAUAUACUUACAAUUGGAAAUGGAUUUACAAUAUUGGAGCCUAAGCAUUUUUCCCGCAUAACAUAUACACACACACACACAUACAUAUCAGUGCCAAUGUAUUGCGCCCCGCGAAAUUUGUUUAGCAUUUUUCGCUCAAUUUGAAUGUCUUUUUUUGGGACAUUUUUGUUGCUACACACACACACGAGAAGUUACACUGAAAUGUCUUUGCCCCACACAUAGCAUAUUUAAUACACUGCGACACACAACUCACACAUUCAGUUAUCAAUUUGUAAACCACAGAAAAAGGAUAUGCCCCAAUAAAGAAUACAUACAAAAAGGCUCAGGAAAAAA